This is a messenger RNA of Folsomia candida, 6059 nucleotides long. It is a transcript of the gene Smox, whose product is annotated as mothers against decapentaplegic homolog 3. Gene Ontology annotation, biological process: BMP signaling pathway; SMAD protein signal transduction; transforming growth factor beta receptor signaling pathway. The transcript is spliced from 18 exons. The record is from RefSeq and is a predicted model, not a curated record. Lineage: Eukaryota; Metazoa; Arthropoda; Collembola; Entomobryomorpha; Isotomidae. Bases 751 to 2517 code for a protein of 588 amino acids. Gene Ontology annotation, molecular function: RNA polymerase II cis-regulatory region sequence-specific DNA binding; DNA-binding transcription factor activity, RNA polymerase II-specific; I-SMAD binding. Gene Ontology annotation, cellular component: heteromeric SMAD protein complex.
CUUUUUAGCAAACCCUCAUCUCUCGAACUGACUUUCUAGUUCUUGGUGAUGCUGCUGUUGUGCGAACAGUGGUGGUGGUGUGGGUCUUACUUUACUUGGUGCAAAAAAUAAUAAAUUGGGAAUUGAUAGUAAAACCAAGCUUUGUUUUAUGCACACCAGCAUCAGACUCAAGAAGAUUCCCUUUCAAGGAUUUAACUUUUGCUCCUCUCUGAUGAUACUGUAGUCUUGUUGUUCCUUUCUCCUGCUGCUGUUGAAAAUUGCAAGAAUUCGGUGGAAAGAAAGACAGUCUUCGCGACUUCGUGACCUUUUCUUCGUCUUGAGAGUUCCGCAGUUUUUGUUUUUGUUGUGUCUGGGAUAAAUUAAUUUGCAACUGAAAAUCGUCAAUAUCAUGACACCCAGCAGAAAAAUGACCUCGUCGAAGAAGAAUUCUCCGACUUCUCGUGAUCCUUGACAUUGAGACUUGGUUUCUGGUCUGGUUGGUGGCCAGACCAUCUGCCUUUCUUUGUUCCCGAGUGAAAAUCUCUGAAGCAGCUGUCUGAUCGAAGACUGUACAGAUUUAAAUGUUGUUUUAAUUGUGGAGUUUUUAAAAACCACCGACUUGAAUUUUAAUUAAUAAUAAUAAUCAGUUAACAUCGAUUCAAUUCCGUUCAACGUCCGUGGAUUUGUUCACGACUAAUUAAUACAUAAUAUCGAGACUGAACUGAUUUUAUGUUUUGGUGACAAAGAGAGUAUAGUAAUUUUAAUUGAAGAAUGACGUCAAUCCUCCCAUUCAAUCAUUCACCAGUUGUGAAACGCCUACUGGGAUGGAAGAAGGGAGAAGGGGAGGAGAAAUGGAGUGAAAAAGCGGUCAAAAGUCUGGUCAAAAAACUGAAAAAGUCUGGAGGGUUGGAAGAAUUGGAGAAAGCUAUCAGCACCCAAAGUCCUGGGACGAAAUGUAUCACGAUUGCAAGAUCUCUCGACGGUCGACUUCAAGUGUCACAUCGAAAAGGCCUCCCACACGUAAUUUACUGUCGGCUCUGGCGGUGGCCAGAUUUGCAAUCUCAUCACGAAUUGAAAUCGAUUGAGACGUGUGUCUACGCUUUCCAUGCGAAAUUGGAGGACGUGUGUAUCAAUCCAUACCAUUACCAGAAAGUGGAGAACCCAGUCCUUCCCCCCAUCAUGGUCCCUAGAGGAUCAGGUUCUCUGGGAUCAGGACUGAGCACGUCAUCCACCACUCUAACCAGCAUCGGGUCCAUCAGCAGUGUAUCUCCACUAACGACGACGACAACGACUAACGCUAACUCAACCUCCUCCUCCAAUUCCAACAACAUAAUUUCCUCCAAUUCAAACCUCAUAUUUAUAGCGAAUGCAAACUCCUCCUCCAGCAGUUCAUCAACUUGUGCUACUAAAACUUCAACCAACUCGAACUCAACCCCAGCAGCAACAAUAUCAUCAUCAUCGACGACGACGACGACGACACCAUCACCGACUACCCCGACGACAACGACGCAGAAUGGCCAGAGCCAAAUUGUCGGUGGUGGGAGUGGAGGAGCUCUGAUAAAUAUCUCAAACAACAGUCCUAUCCUCUCAAUCAAUAAUAAUAAUCACCUCCACCGAAGUCCCAGCAGUGCGAGUGCUGCCUCAAGUCCCGCAUCCAUCUCCUCGGUAGCUUCCCCCACAAAUAUUACGUCAAAUGGUCACGCGAACGGUAUCGUGGAAGAGUUUCCGUCUCUGGAAGAACUUGGGAACACAAUCACGGACAAUUCGAGCUUCCCUACCAAUUUUGACUUGAAUGGGUUUCCUCCUGUCACUGAAACGCCACCGCCUGGAUACUCAUCAGCAAUGUCAGAAGAAGGGGACACUCAGGAUCAAGGAGAUUUGAUGGGACUAUCGCGAUUCACUCCAAGCCCUUCAAUGGAUGCCCAACCAGUGAUGUAUUGCGAACCUGCAUUUUGGUGCUCUAUCUGCUAUUACGAACUAGGAACAAGAGUUGGCGAAACUUUUCAUGCGUCCCAGCCAUCAAUCGUAGUUGAUGGAUUUACUGAUCCCAGCAACUCGGAGAGGUUCUGUUUGGGUCUGCUCUCCAAUGUAAACCGGAACGUUGUUGUUGAGCAAACUCGGAGGCACAUUGGGAAGGGAGUGAGACUUUACUACAUUGGAGGAGAAGUCUUUGCAGAAUGUUUAAGUGAUUCUGCCAUUUUCGUGCAAUCUCCCAACUGCAACCAGCGAUACGGAUGGCAUCCUGCUACCGUAUGCAAAAUUCCCCCUGGAUGUAAUUUGAAGAUUUUUAACAAUCAAGAAUUUGCUGCCCUUUUAUCCCAAUCGGUAUCUCAGGGAUUUGAAGCUGUGUUUCAGCUCACGAGGAUGUGUACCAUUAGAAUGUCAUUUGUAAAGGGUUGGGGUGCAGAAUAUAGGCGACAAACUGUGACGUCAACCCCUUGUUGGAUUGAACUUCAUUUGAAUGGACCACUGCAAUGGUUGGAUCGAGUCUUGACUCAGAUGGGAUCACCCCGACUCCCUUGCAGCAGCAUGUCAUAAGAAGCAGUAGUAAAAGGUCCCUUUCCCACGUAAACCAAAUUCUUGACUUUUCUCGGUUACAAUCUCUACGUCUUCACUCACCAUCGUCAUCGUUAUACCAAAAUGGGACAUACAACUUGCAAGAAUUAUAUGAAUCAAACAAUUAUUUAUCCAACUUGACACAAACUAAAACCUCAGUUCUACAAAUGUGUACAAAGCCACAUGGAUGACAAAAAAACCAAACUAACUGAAAUUGUUGAAAAAGUACAGUGAAAGGCAAAAUCAUCACAACGUACCAAAAUUAACUCAGUGCGCAUUGCGUCAACAUAAAUUAGUACUAAUUAUAUUAUGAUAAACAUCCCAGUGUUUUAAAAAAGGCUUUAGUUUUAACGUUGACAAAUAUUUAAGUAUUUUAACCAGUCUCUGAGAAUCAUUAUUAUGAACACAUUUCUCUUUCAAAGUAUUCUGAUUGGCAUCACUUUUAAAUGAGCAUGUACUUUUGUCCAUGAGUUCUGCUUAAAACUUAUCGAUAGAAAGAGAUGAUUUUUAGCCAUUUGUAAAUUGGGCAGUUCUUGAGUAAUUUAUGUACAAUGGUGUUUCACCAUUUGUCUCAUCAGUCUCUGUUCUCUAUUUUAUAAGUUGUACAAUUAUUAUGUCAAGUUCAUAUGAAACUAAUUAGAGGAGUGCACAUAAAAUUAAUGUUGUUAAAUAUUUUGAAACUCUGCUAGUUUUUGGAAUUACCAUUGUUUUGUGUCGAGUACAUAAGCACACUUUGUAAGAACGAAUCGUUUGAGCCAAACUAUAUAUUACUACCACAGUUACUAAAUGGAUUGAAUCCCUGCAUCACACAUACUCGUUAAUUAUAUUGUUUGACAGAAGAAGAGGAAAGAAAAUAGGAACAAGAAAUGAAAGAAGAAAGUCAUGAUGAUAUACUUUAAAUUAAGUUACUCAUAUUAAUUGUUAUACGGAAUAUUAUUAAGAUAUAUUGAGCAUUGAGUGGGUUACAUAGUCGUGUCCUCCUAACGUUGUGAUUGGUAUCGUAGAAUUACAACAAUCAUUUAUAGUCCCUAUAGAAUUUUCACAUGGAUGCAAAAAUUCUCUUGACGUGUUGAUCGCAUGUUGUGCCAUGCAGUUUGGAAUAGUUUGGAUGGUUGGAGGGGAGACUUAUUUCAGACUAUAGCGGAAUGAAUAUUAUGGGAACGGAAAAGAAAUAAGGCGAUUAACGAAGUCAUUGUAAAUAGAAAAAUUAUCAAAAAUCGUGUUUUGAUAUCUUGAUUAAUUUGCUCCAACUUUUCAUCCAUAGAUUUCAUUUACUCCAGCUGCCAAUUUUGUUAAUCAUUCACUAUACAAUAUAUAUAUUACUAUUAUAAUGAUACUUUUUUUCUAACAGCUAUUAUUGUACAUAUUACGCAGGUUUCUAUAUAAUUGAGUAAUGAAUUCUACUAUUUAAUGGUAUGUAAUUAUAUACAAGAUGGAACGCCGUUGUUUUUAAAUCCUGCUCGUUCAUAUCUAGAAGUCAGUUUAUUGCUUUGUUACUGUAAUUUUAGACUCUUAUUUCAAAACAUGUAAGUACAUGUAGUUGUUGAUAAUCUUUUGUGUAACAGAAAUUAACUGAUGUUGUAAGACUUCUAGUAUCUACCAUGUACCUGUCGCCUAUGAUGAAACUUCACUACUGAGGAGAAAGAGAGAAAGCGUUGAGGUAAUAUUAUUUAAGGGAUGCAUCAUUGUCGCUAAUUAUAAACUAGUUACAAGAAACAAGUGAACUGCAACCGAGAGAGUGAGUGAUUUGAAUAUAAUCCACAGCUUUAAUUCUUGAUACAAAGAAAUGUAAAACCUGUAGUAGUCGCCCAUGUAGCGUAGACAUUUAGAUAUAAAUGUAAAUCAACUCCUACUGAAAGAGAGACAAAGGAAUGAAAGUUGUCUGAAACUAUUACCUGCACUCUACCAACCUGAUCUAUUAUUCUGAGCGGUGUGUAUGUAAUAAGAAGCAUCCUACAUAGUUUGAAAGUAAGGAAGCAUUAUCUUGCUAAUAAUUCUAAAUCUAAUUACAGUAUUUAAAGAUUAGUAAGUUCCACACAUCACAAUAUACUAAUUACGAUUGCAAUUGGAUUGAUAUAAGGCGUUUAAGAAAGCAGUUAGCUAAACUAAAAAAAUUGCAUCUUUAUUAUGGAAUAUUUUGAGACUGUCACUCAAAUAGUUACACCACACUCGAUUUUGUUGAUACAUACUUUUGAAUCAAGAAGAAGAAAAGAUAUAAAAUUUAGCGUAGCCAAAAAUUAGCAGUUUAAUUUGUCUAACAAAACAGCACACACCUAAAUAUUUAUUUCUCCAAAGCCUUGACGUUAUUAGAAUCACCUGCUUUCUCCUUAGGUUUCUCACGUCCUUUGUUGCACAUUUACUUACACUUUACAAAUUAAUACCGAGCAACAUUACGAUUACAGAAGCAACGGAGUUCAAAUAAUCAAGUACAGUAAAUUGAAUUUUAAUUAAAAAAGUAUAAAAAUAGUGCAAAAAGCUGCUGCAUCAAAUUAUUAAACAUUUCUAGUUUACAGUUGCAUCAACAUGUUUAGUGUGUGGCUAAAAUAUUGGUAUUCAACACUUUUCAAUUAUUAAACAAUAUUUUUAGAGAAGAUACAAAAAGAUGAAUUGGUAGCGAGUAUUAUACAGGAUUUGAACAAAUCCAACAAUUAUUUAAUGUCUAUUGCAAAGUAAAAAAAACUAAAACAGUGUAAUCAAUUCACUACCAACAAAAUUAAAAAGUACAUUUGAAUCAGUCUUUUAAAACAGAAACAAUAUAAUUAAAUAUGUAUGUUGGCGUGACUGACACGUAUGGUUAAAUUAAUACAUAAAAACGAAAAUUUCAAUUUUUCACAGCUUUAGAUGUUACAUAAGAACCUGCCAAAAGAAAGUUGUACUUCACUUGUUUCGCUACAUUUAAACGAAAAUGCUAAAAGGAUGGAAAAUGUUUAUGAGAGUUACAUACAUAUAUCGAGAGUUUGAGAGUAUAAAAAAUCGAGAGAAUGCUAUUUACUACUAUUUACCUACAUAUAUGAAUGAUGUUAUAACUUGUUAACUUUAAGUUACUGGAUUUUUUCAAGUUUUAUUAAAUUAACCUGCAAAGAAAAUGAGUGGUUGGUGAAAUGAGUAGUGUUCUUCUUACGAUAGAGAUAGUGUUUUACGUAGUAUAUUACAAGCAACCAAUAAUUUGUGGUGAAAGUAGUCUCGGGUUAACUUUGUUAUUAUUAUCCAGUAAAAAGUUGUACAUCAUAUUUUGUUGUUAUAUAUUAUAUUAUACAAUUAAUUAAGUAGGAGUAAAAGGUAGAUUAAAUUUAGUUUUUUCUCCUCCAUUUGUUUUCUAGUUGCACAUAGUUUUUUUUUUCUAGGACAAAGUGUAAUAUCAUCAUCACCACUCAUCAGCUAAGCUAUUAAUAAUUUACUGUGUAGUGCAUUUAAAAAUGCAUUGUAAAUAUUAUAUCCAGGAAGUGCAAAAAAAAUGAAAAAAAGCUGUUGUAAAAGUAAUUGACUAAAGAUUGAAUAAAGUUAUCAUUGCCAAGAAAUAGAUA